Messenger RNA from Ectocarpus siliculosus, 2128 nucleotides. Lineage: Eukaryota; Phaeophyceae; Ectocarpales; Ectocarpaceae. The record is from the annotation of a GenBank genome assembly.
AUGAAAAAAAUGCUUUACGAUUCGAGGAGCGGGGACUGGAGAAAAGCGCUCAGAGCUGUAGAUGGGAUGAAAAAGUUGCCUGGCUGGCUCAUCGAUCAGAAAUCGUACUGCAUGGCCAUCACUGCGUGUGGGAGGGGGGGGCAGUGGGAACAGGCUGUGAGGCUACUGAGAGAGAUGCCGACUGAAGGGGCUGCCCCUGAUUUGAGCGCAUAUAGCGCAGUCAUUGAUGCGUGUGCGAAGGGAGGCCAGUGGAAGAUGGCUGUGUUCUUUCUGAUGGAGAUGCCGACGAAAGGCAUAGCCCCUGACGCCCGCAGCUACGGCGCAGCCAUCAACGCCUGUGCAAGGGGUGGUCGGUGGAAGAUUGCGUUAGAUCUCCUAAGAGAGAUGCUCGCACGGGAUGUUACUCCCAACGUCAUCAUCUACAACUCAGCAAUUAACUCGUGUGCCAAGGCGGGUCAGUGGGAGAUUGCUGUGAGUUUGGUGAAGGAAAUGGCAACAGUAGGGCUGGCCCCCGAUGUCAUCAGCUACAGCUCAGCGAUCUCGGCAUGUGGAAGGGGGGGGCGGUGGGAGGAAGCUUUGGAGUUAUUCGAGGAUAUGCGCACGUCGGGAGUAGCCCCCGAUGUCAUCACGUACGGUUCCGCCAUCGCUGCGUGCGCCAACGGGGGUCGUUGGAAGGAGGCUGUGAGCUUGCUGAGGAAGAUUCCGACGGUAGGACUUACCCCCAAUGUUAUCAGCUACAGCUCAGUCAUCACCGCUUGCGCUAAGGAGGGUCAAUGGAAGAUUGCUUUGGAUCUGCUGAGAGAGAUGAAAGCAAUGAGGUUAGCUCCCAAUAUCAUCACCUACAAUGCAGCCAUCGAUGCUUGCGCAAAGGGCGGUCGGUGGAAGGAGGCCAUUGAUCUCCUGAGAGAGAUGCCAACGGUAGGGCUACCCCCCGACGUCGUAAGCUACAGCUCAGUCAUUGAUGCUUGUUCAAAAGGGGAUCGAUGGAAGGAAGCUAUCGAUAUUCUGAGAGAGAUGCCGACGGUCGGGCUAUCCCCCAACGCCAUCAGCUAUAAUUCUGCCAUCGAUGCAUGUGCAAAGGGAGGACAGUGGAAGGAGGCCAAGGGUCUGCUGAGGGAGAUGCCAACGGCGGGUGUUACGCAGAGAGUCAUUGGCUACAACUCAGCUAUUGCCGCGUGUGCAAAGGGGGAGCAGUGGAAGGAGGCUUUGGCUCUGCUGAGAGAGAUGCCGACUGUGGGGCUACACACCACCGUGUUCAGCUACAGCUCUGCCAUCGAUGCGUGUGGAAAAGGGAAUCUGUGGAUUAAGGCCAAAGAAUUACUUAGAGAGAUGGCAACGGUAGGACUUGCUCCGAAUGAGGUGUGCUACAACUCCGCCAUUGAUGCAUGUGGGCGAGGGGAUCAGUGGGAAGAGGCCGUUGACCUAUUGAGAGAGAUGCCGACGGUAGGGCUUUCCCCCGAUGUUUUCAGCUACAGCUCAGCCAUCGCUGCGUGCGCAAAGGGCGAUCAAUGGAAGGAGGCCCUGGCGGUACUGAAGGAGAUGAGCGCGGCAGGGCUUGCCCCCGAUCUCAUUUGCUACAACUCGGCCAUCGACGCGUGUUCCAAAGGAGGUCGGUGGAAAAUGGCUGUGGCGCUACUGGGCGAGAUGCGGGCGGCAGGUCUGACUCCCAACAUCAUUAGUUACAGCUCGGCCAUCGACGCGUGUGUACGGGGGGGUCAGUGGAAGGAAGGCAUAGCCCUACUAGAGGAAAUGCGCGGGUCGGGAGUUGUCCCCGACGUCAUCACCUACCACGCCUUAAUGGUCACCUGCGCGAAGUACGACUAGAGUGGGUGUGGUGAGAGAGUUUGCGGCGUUGUUAGCAGCUACGUCUAUUUGCUUCGUCAUUGUCAGUAGUCGGGGGCGACAACGCUGACAACAUCGUGCAAGUCAUGGAAUAUAUUUCAGCCCUCGUGUGGAUUCCUCGUGCCCGUGGAUGGAGCUCAACUCGUUCCUAUGGAUUGAUUGCCGUAAAGGUCUUCGCCCUUGCUGCGAGGCACAAUUAGCGAAACCUGGGGGGCAGUGUUGUUGUAUUUUCUCUUGAUUGAUGAAGAGCUCGUCUCGCCAGCAGAAUAAUCACUGAGUCGAUCGA